Molecule: messenger RNA, 555 nt
Organism: Paraglomus occultum
Lineage: Eukaryota; Fungi; Glomeromycota; Glomeromycetes; Paraglomerales; Paraglomeraceae
Source: the annotation of a GenBank genome assembly
CAUUGACGCAAAAAUGUCUCUCAAGAGAACUACUCUUACUGAAUCCCAAAAGCGAGCCCUUUGUAGUUAUGCACAUGCUAAUAAGAAAAAACGUAUUGAAUAUGUCAAUUGGGUUGAAGAACAGUGGGGAUUGCGUGUUAAUGAAAGUACUAUUUCUCGGAUUUUAAAAACGGGAGAACAACGACUCAAUUCGGAGCUAACUAGCCCGGAUAUAAAGAGACAUAAACCCGUUUUAUAUCCAGAAUUAGAGUUUACGCUCAAGGAAUUUGUUUUGAACUAUCAACAUAGACCAGUGCUUACUGAUGCUAUUCUUAUUGAAAAAGCCCGAAAACUCGCUAAUGAAUUAGAAAUUCCUCGAGAUGCACUACAAUUUUCACCAGGAUGGCUUCAGAAGUUUAAGGAUCGUAACAGCAUUUGCUUGCGAAAACUUGAAGGAGAGGCUAUGUCUGCUGAUGAAAAUGCAAUUUCUAAUACCUUACCACUGUUAAGGCAACGUUGUUCCAAUUACUCUGUUGACAGAAUAUACAACAUGGAUGAAACGGGACUUUUUUAUAG